Messenger RNA from Cygnus atratus (black swan), 669 nucleotides. RefSeq names its product apolipoprotein B mRNA editing enzyme catalytic subunit 2 (gene APOBEC2). Lineage: Eukaryota; Metazoa; Chordata; Aves; Anseriformes; Anatidae. Bases 1 to 669 code for a protein of 222 amino acids. Gene Ontology annotation, biological process: cytidine to uridine editing. The record is from RefSeq and is a predicted model, not a curated record. The transcript has 2 exons. Gene Ontology annotation, cellular component: nucleus; cytoplasm. Gene Ontology annotation, molecular function: RNA binding; cytidine deaminase activity.
AUGGCAGAAAAGCAGGAGGACCCCAGCAACGCUCAGAACGGUGAACCUGACAACGCAGAAGAGGGCGAGGGAAAAAAGAAGAAGAAGGUGAAGCGGGAAGACCUGCCACCCUUUGAAAUCGUGACAGGGGAGCGCCUCCCAGCCAUAUUUUUCAAAUUCCAGUUCAGGAACGUGGAAUACAGCUCAGGCAGGAACAAAACCUUCCUGUGUUACGUUGUCGAGACCCAAGGCAAAGAGUCAGUGACUUCUCGGGGCUACCUGGAAGAUGAGCACGCAGCUGCCCACGCAGAAAUUGCUUUCUUUAACACAAUUUUGCCCAAGUGCGAAUCAAGUCUCCGCUACAACGUCACCUGGUACGUCUCCUCCAGUCCCUGCGUGACCUGCGCUGAUCGGAUAACCGAGACCCUGAAGAAGAACAAGAACCUGCGCCUGACGAUCAUGGUAGGGCGCCUCUUCAUGUGGGAAGAGCCAGAAAUGCAGGCUGCUCUGAAAAAAAUGAAGUCAGCUGGCUGCAAGCUGAGGAUUAUGAAGCCUCAAGACUUUGAGUAUGUCUGGCAGAACUUUGUGGAACAGGAGGAAGGAGAGGAAGCAAAGGCUUUCGUGCCAUGGGAGGACAUUCAAGAGAACUUCCAGUAUUAUGAGGAAAAGCUGGCUGAGAUUCUGCACUGA